CCGCUUCUAACCCACCAGGCCGAUCGUCGCCGCCCGCCGUUAAGUCGAUUCUUACUCUGCCAUCGUCUUCUUCCUAUUCGUCUUCUUCGAACUUCAUUUGCAGUCGCUGGCAACGCUGGAGUACGGUCGUCAGCCACCUCGGUCCAUCGUAGCAAAUUGCGAGAGAGAGAUAGAGAGAGCAGGGUACCGAUCAUUCGAUCAAUUACCUCACGCAUCUCAGUUCCAGAUUUGAAGUACUCAAGAGGAAGGGGAAAGGACGAACGAAGCUUGCGUGCUUGAGCGCUCCUUCUUCUGCAGUAGCAGAGAUUUUACUUCAUAAGGGGUUUGGAUUUCGUGGUCAGGUCUUGAAGUGAAGUUACAGCAUGGUACUUCUACAAACUGACCCAUUUCUAAAUGAGCUAACUAACAUGUUUGAGCACAACACAGAGAAAGGCUCAGUUUGGGUUACUUUCAAACGCUCAUCAUUGAAGUCAAAGGUUCAGAAAAACAAGAUGGCAUCAGCUGGCAAUGAAAUUGAAUAUAGAUGCCUCGUUCGUGCAACCAAUGGCAAGAAAACCAUUUCAACUUCGGUGGGGCCAAAGGAUCACCAACGAUUUCAAGCUUCCUAUGCAACUAUUCUGAAGGCCCGGAUGACUGCCUUGAAGAAGAGGGAAAGAAAAGACAAAAGAAAAGCUGCAGAUGCAGAUAAGAAACAAAAGGGUUCAAAGAAGCAAGCUACUGCUUAGACAACAUCUUUUUGAACUGAGCUUCUCACAUUUUCUUGUUGAACUCUGAAGAGAUGCUGGUUUUGUAUUGGCGCCUUUCUUCUGUAGGUAGUGCUAAAAGCCUCUCCCCUAAAAGAAAUUCAUUUUCUUUUGUGAGUUCAAAGAGUAUUCGUUGUUUGAAGAAAAGAAAAUUAAAAGUUUCAUGUAUGCCUUGGUGGAAAGACGUGGUAAGAAAUUUUGAAGUAGAGUUGAAAGAGUAUUGCUUGAAGCA
Molecule: messenger RNA, 975 nt
Organism: Diospyros lotus (date-plum)
Lineage: Eukaryota; Viridiplantae; Streptophyta; Magnoliopsida; Ericales; Ebenaceae
Product: signal recognition particle 14 kDa protein
Exons: 6
Coding region: 363-725 (120 amino acids)
Biological process (GO): SRP-dependent cotranslational protein targeting to membrane
Cellular component (GO): signal recognition particle, endoplasmic reticulum targeting
Molecular function (GO): 7S RNA binding; endoplasmic reticulum signal sequence receptor activity
Source: RefSeq, a predicted model, not a curated record